GACCCGGUGAGGAGCACCGGCCGCCUGUGCUUGUGGCUGGCGCAGUGGGGAGUGGGCGCCGCGGGGUCGGGGUGGUGGUGUUUGCACGACUCUCGCGGACUUGGUUUGGGGGAAGGAGAGAAUCGUCCCAGAGAUACUUGGGAAGCAAAUGCUUCGCCUUUCUUGUGCAGGUUCUUUCAUUCAUUUUAUUCAUUCGCGCUGCGCCUGUGUGCACCUGAGCACCUGCUACAGGGUCGGCCGCAUUCUAGGCAGUGGAGCCAGGAGUACAAGAGGUUCAAGACAGUGUGACUCUGGUUCAGGGGACGCUGGUGUUGCUGUUCAUGUAGUAGUGAUGGAGCGGGCGUGGUUGCUGCACCUGUCAUGACUGCUUUAGGGAGACAGAAGGAUUGAUGAGUUCUAGACCGGCUUUGGCUAUGUAGCCAGCCCAUAUUUCAGAAUAAAAACAGCCAAAAGAAAGAACAGGCGUUGUGGUGCACUCAAGAAGCAGAGGCAGAAGGAUUGCUGCGAGUUUGAUACCAGUCUGGGCUACAAGACCAGACACUGCCUCAAAAACAACUGAUGAGCCAGGGGGUUGUUUGGAGACUGGAAAUCAGGAGUUCAAGGCAGUGAUGGCUUCCAAGCGCAUCACCCAGGAAACCUUUGAUGCUGCAGUGCGGGAGAACAUUGAGGAGUUUGAGAUGGGCACUGAGGAGGCCAUUCGAGAGGCUGUGGAGCAGUUUGAAUCACAAGGGGUUGAUCUGAGCAACAUUGUGAAGACAAUACCGAAAGUAUCACUGGAUGGCCUUCAGGAGCCCACACAUAGUGUCCUUCAGGCCCUUAACGAUCUGCAGGAGUCCCUGACUGGCUCUCGGCUCCAGGAGGUGUCAGCCCACCUUGUCCGCUUCUGUGACCAGUGCAAGCAGCAGAAGGCCAGCCGCUACCUGGCAGCCCAGAAGGGAGCCUACCCAAUCCUCCUGGCUGCCUGGCAGCUGGCUGCCACUAGCAACCAGGGUCUUCUGCUCCAGGCUCUCAAUGCUCUGGCAGUGCUGACUGAUGGCCAGCCUGACCUCCUGGAUGCCCAGGGCUUGCAUCUUCUCGUGGCCACGCUAGCACAGAAUGCCGCCAACACUGAACUCACGUGCUGUGGGAUUCGCUGCGUGCGCCAUGUCUGCCUAAAGCACGAACAGAAUCGGCAGGACUUGGUGAAAGCUGGCGUGUUGCCCCUGCUCACAGCGGCUAUUACACAGCAUGGCCAGCACGCCGAUGUGGUCAGGGAGGCCUGCUGGGCCUUGCGGGUCAUGACCUUUGAUGAUGAUAUCCGAGUGCCCUUUGGCCAUGCCCAUGAGCACGCCAAGAUGAUUGUUCAGGAGAACAAAGGCCUGAAGGUGCUCAUUGAGGCUGCCAGAGCAUUCUCUGACAACCCAGGGGUCCUGAGCGAACUCUGCAGCACCCUAUCCCGCCUGGCUGUUCGGAAUGAAUUCUGCCAGGAGGUUAUAGACCUCGGAGGCCUUGGCAUCCUUGUGACCCUGCUGGCUGACUGCAAUGACCACCAGGUGGAGCCCAGAGUCUUCCUCUUUCCCCAGGGCUCCUGGCCCCUGAGGCCAGCUGGCCAGACUGACCCCAUCGAGGACCUCGUGAAGCAAGUUCUCAGUGCCCUGAGGGCUAUCGCAGGCAACGACGACGUAAAGGAUGCCAUUGUCCGGGCAGGUGGUACGGAGUCCAUUGUGGCUGCUAUGACUCGGCACCUGGCCAGCCCCCAGGUGUGUGAGCAAAGCUGCGCCGCACUCUGCGUCCUAGCUCUUCGCAAGCCAGACAACAGCCGGGUCAUUAUUGAGGGCGGCGGGGCGCUGGCUGCUCUGCAGGCCAUGAAGGCGCAUCCACAGGAGGCUGGUGUCCAGAAACAGGCUUGCAUGCUGAUCCGAAACCUGGUGUCCCGCAGCCAAGUCUUCUCCAAGCCCAUCCUGGACCUGGGGGCAGAGGAGCUCAUUUUGCAAGCCCGAGCUGCUCACCCAGACUGUGAAGAUGUGGCUAAGGCCGCAUUGCGAGACCUAGGCUGCCGUGUGGAGCUUCGUGAACUGUGGACAGGAAAGAAGGGUGACCUGGCUCUAUGACCUUAGCUCAGAGAACUCUGACUCCAGAACGUGGGUGGCUAUGGGGCCCUGCCUCUCUGUCCUCCUUCCCAUGCUACCCAGAGCACAAGUGUGCUAGCAGGGCAGGGGGUGGGGAGGGCAGAAGCAGUGAUGACCUGGUGGCCCACCACUGCCAGUGUCCCUUCUACCACAGCUGCUCUCUGCAGCUUUGGGACAAAGGGCACAUGGAACUGCAGUGUUCUGUCUGGAGUUUGAGGCCUCCACAAGCUGGUGUCCCAGCAGGGCCAGCCUGCAAUCCGGGCACCACUCCAAGCAGUUGAUAACCCUGCUCCUUGGGCAGGCCCCCUGGGUAGAGGUGCUUCAGCCAAGGCUGAUUCCCCAAGAUCCGCAUGAUGGGAGGAGGGAGGUGUCUCCUCCAAAUUGUCCUCUGAACUCUGUAUGUGUGCUGUGGUGCACACAUACAUGCUAGCUAAAUAAACAAACAAACAAAUAAAUAAGUGAGUGUAAUUUUAAA
Mus musculus (house mouse) is the source of this 2583-nucleotide messenger RNA. It is a transcript of the gene Armc6, whose product is annotated as armadillo repeat containing 6. The record is from RefSeq and is a predicted model, not a curated record. NCBI's taxonomy places the organism in Eukaryota, Metazoa, Chordata, Mammalia, Rodentia, Muridae. Gene Ontology annotation, cellular component: cytosol. The transcript is spliced from 8 exons. The coding region runs from base 609 to 2090 and encodes 493 amino acids.